AUGGCCGGCUAUGUUACGCGCUGUGCAGAAUCUUUCUUUGGAUUUCUUGUUAGAAUUACAGCAAACUUUCUAGGGGCCGUUUUAUCCCAUCCGUCCGUGGAAACCGCCGUCGCGAAAUGCAUCGUCCGGGGCAUGAACGAUUUCUUGACCCAAGAUGAACUAGAUCGACACGUCAAGACGAUGAGCGCAACGAUGCAGCGGAAUCAGCCUGAGCUCGCGCGAAACGCUGGGCAAGACUUUCCUAAAAUUGUGGGCAGCUUUUUCCAAGGGAUGCUUUCGCCGAGGAAGGAAAAACAGCUACAAGACGAUGUCACUCCACCGCAAGCUGCCAACUCAACAAACAACGCAAACGGAGCGAAUUCGAGUGUUACCGCUGGCACAGUAGCCAAAACGCCACCGUCCACAAGGUCUCACUCUCCCAUGCGCAUAUCCAACCAGGAUGCCAAAGUAUUAGUAUUUCCUCUCAUCCGAAAAGAGGACGUUGCACACAGCAGCCAGGGACGACUAAGACUGCGGCACAACGCGGUUGCCGCAAGCGACACAGCAUCCGUGAGUGAUGAAGAUGACGAUGAUAUAAAAAGUUCGUAG
Molecule: messenger RNA, 588 nt
Organism: Phaeodactylum tricornutum CCAP 1055/1
Lineage: Eukaryota; Bacillariophyta; Bacillariophyceae; Surirellales; Neidiaceae
Exons: 1
Coding region: 1-588 (195 amino acids)
Source: RefSeq, a predicted model, not a curated record